AGCUGAUUUGAUCGCUAAUUAUGAAACAAUGGAAAAACCGAUGGGUAGUUAUAAAAGAAAUCCAAAAUAUAUUUAUUAUGUCGGAAGUUCAGAAUAUCAGGAGGCAUGGUUGGAUAAAGCCAACAAUUAUAGGAAAACUCAUAUAAAUUUAUUAUUUGAAGAUGUUAGUAGUAAAGUAUUAUCACAAGAUGAUGAUCUUGGUGAUAAAUUAGUGAAAAUGCAAGAUGAGAUGAAGUCGUUGAAAGGGUUAUAG
Molecule: messenger RNA, 253 nt
Organism: Funneliformis caledonium
Lineage: Eukaryota; Fungi; Glomeromycota; Glomeromycetes; Glomerales; Glomeraceae
Source: the annotation of a GenBank genome assembly